This is a messenger RNA of Sarcophilus harrisii (Tasmanian devil), 858 nucleotides long. RefSeq names its product methionine sulfoxide reductase B2 (gene MSRB2). Gene Ontology annotation, molecular function: peptide-methionine (R)-S-oxide reductase activity. The transcript is spliced from 5 exons. NCBI's taxonomy places the organism in Eukaryota, Metazoa, Chordata, Mammalia, Dasyuromorphia, Dasyuridae. Gene Ontology annotation, cellular component: cytoplasm. Bases 73 to 618 code for a protein of 181 amino acids. Gene Ontology annotation, biological process: protein repair; response to oxidative stress. The record is from RefSeq and is a predicted model, not a curated record.
CCUGCGCCAAAGGGGCGGGCCUGGGAAGCUCCCACAGUGCUCAGGCCAGGGCUCCCGCCGCGGGCCGCGAAGAUGGCUCGGCUCCUCCUCCAAGGACUGUCCAGGCUGGGCUGGAGGGAGCUGCCUUUCGGGGCCGUGCAUCGUGGCGCCCGUGUCUGCCUCGGCCCGAGGAGAGCCGGUCACCAGGACGUCGGAUCUUUCAAGAAGCAUGGUGAGCCAGCCACUGACUGGAAAAAGAAAUUGACUCCAGAACAGUACUACGUCACUAGAGAAAAGGGAACAGAACUGCCCUUCAGUGGAGACCUAUUGAAUAAUACAGAGUCAGGAAUAUAUCACUGUGUUUGCUGUGACAGCCCACUGUUUAGUUCUGAAAAAAAAUUCUGCUCAGGUACCGGGUGGCCUUCAUUCACGGAGGCUUAUGGCACAUCUGGCUCAGAUGAAAGUAAAAGCAAUAUCCUGAGGCGACCAGACUACUCCCUGGGAUCAGCUCGAGUGGAGGUUGUUUGCAAACAGUGUGAAGCUCACUUAGGCCAUGUGUUUCCAGAUGGGCCUGAACCUAUUGGACAGAGAUUUUGUAUCAACAGUGUGGCACUGACAUUUAAACCGAAUUUAAACUGAUCAACUCAAAAUCUGAAGAGGCGAAACAUGGUUUAGGGGAAGGAAUACUGCAUUCAAUGUCAGGAGAAUUGAAGGUUGAAAUCUUAAUCAGAGCCAAAUAAAUCCCUAAACUUUUUUGAGCUUCAGUCUCUUCAUCUAUAAAAUGGAAGUGAUAGUUCCUGUACUACCUAUUUUCAGUGUAAAAUUACAAUGACAUAUUUUUAAGUAAAGUUCUUUGUGAGCUUUAAAAGGCUACAUAAA